AUGAACUACUCGGUAAACAUCACGGGCAGCCCCAGCCACAACAUGUCGUACGACAGUGGCGUCAUGGACAACUUUGCCUACAACGUCCUCCAAUACGCCAACGCCUGCGCCGCUUUCCUCUUCUCCGUACUCGGAAUUGGGACCAACGUCAUCAACGUAAAAACCUUCAUCCGUAUGGGUUUGGAUGACGGCGUAACUGUCUCCUUUCUAGGACUGUCCGUCUCCGAUUUGACAGUGUCCAUGCUGAACCUGUGUAACAGCGUGUCUUUGUUCUGCCAUGCCUUAGAGCGUUCACUCGGACACCUGUUCCGGCUUGACCCUAUGUGGUGUGUGGUGUUCUUCACCAACCUCGGUACCGCCAUCUACGUGGUGACCAUGCUGAACACUGUCUUCUUAGCUCUGGCGCGGUGUAUGUGUGUGGUGAAACCACUCCACUUCAAACACGCCUUCACGCCGAUGCGCUCUGUGGUGAUCAUCGCUGUGUUCAACGUGUUCGCACUGGUUCUCUACAUCCCGAUUUUCGUACACACCGGGGUCACCACUGAGUUCAGUACAGAUCUUAAUGCCACUCGCAAGGUCAUCUGGCUCUCUCCGGACCGAGAGAAGUUCAAGGACGGUGUUCUUCUCAUCUCCUUGACUAUCGUCCCUUUCUCUUCGCAGUUCAUCGUCACCUUCUGCGUCAUCCUCCUCAGCUGGAGCCUCCGGAAAGCUUCUAAAUUUAGAUUCACGUCAUCGUCUGCUUCCUCCGGUGUCACUGCUGCUAAGCAAAACGGGGAUAACGCGCUAGACUCUUCAGGCCCCGACGAGGGUAAGAAUCCGGCAAAAUGGCGCCUCACGGGCAAAGAUCUUCAGGUGGUACGCCAAGUUGUCCUUAUUUCAACUAUCUUCAUCGUGCUGAACACGCCUAUGGUGAUGCUGGGCUUGUCCGGUCUGCUGCUGGCCGGCUUUGACGCCAGUUGGAGCGCUGACCGCUACGUCCGACUCUACUACUCCGGCCACUUCAUGCGGCGAGUGUUUGAGCAGGUGAACAGCUCCGUGAACAUCUUCAUCUACUACAGCUACAACACCUCCUUCCGCACACACUUCGCGCUGGCCUGGGGGAACAAGAAGGACAAGUCCUAG
Aplysia californica (California sea hare) is the source of this 1122-nucleotide messenger RNA. Its product is annotated as fMet-Leu-Phe receptor-like. Gene Ontology annotation, biological process: G protein-coupled receptor signaling pathway. The record is from RefSeq and is a predicted model, not a curated record. The coding region runs from base 1 to 1122 and encodes 373 amino acids. The transcript has a single exon. Gene Ontology annotation, molecular function: G protein-coupled receptor activity. Lineage: Eukaryota; Metazoa; Mollusca; Gastropoda; Aplysiida; Aplysiidae. Gene Ontology annotation, cellular component: plasma membrane.